GCGACACAAAAGAGUAAACGAACUUACUACAAAUACUUUUUAGUACAAAGAAACAAAGUUAAAGUGAUGAUUAUGAAGAAUUAAGUAAUCUUUGGAGUGAUUAUGCUUGCCAUUUUUGUGGUUUUCUUGGACUCCACAAAAGUAGAAGCCACGAGGAUGUUAAGAAUCACCUUCGAUAGUGAUAUCCGGUUCGUGUUCGAGUCCUUGCAGAAGGGUACGGUCCCUGGAUCUGGUCCUAACCGUUGCUCUCACAUCCCCAAAGGCUCGGGUUCGUGCCACGGAUGAUCCCUCUUGUGAAUCUCAAGCUUGAUCUCAAUACCAAAAUUUGGACUAUGGGUGGAACUUUUUGUAUUCAUUUUUGUUGUAUACGAGAAACUAUGCUUUACAUGUUCUUGUAAGUUGUAACAAAGCUAUGAGAGCAAAUUUGUUUGAAAGUAUAAGUUUGUUUAACAAAUUUGUAAUAGUACUGGAAAUGUUUGAUAACCGGAAUAAUAGUCUUCU
Molecule: messenger RNA, 501 nt
Organism: Arabidopsis thaliana (thale cress)
Lineage: Eukaryota; Viridiplantae; Streptophyta; Magnoliopsida; Brassicales; Brassicaceae
Exons: 1
Coding region: 103-285 (60 amino acids)
Biological process (GO): signal transduction
Source: RefSeq, marked reviewed